This is a messenger RNA of Vicia faba (fava bean), 2376 nucleotides long. Lineage: Eukaryota; Viridiplantae; Streptophyta; Magnoliopsida; Fabales; Fabaceae. The record is from the annotation of a GenBank genome assembly.
AUGGGGGCGUCUAGCUCCAAAUUGGAUGAUGAUAAGGCACUCCAACUGUGCCGCGAAAGGAAGAAAUUUGUUAGGCAGGCACUUGAUGGGCGUUGCUCGCUCGCAGCAGCCUAUGUUUCAUAUGUCCAGUCGUUGAAAAUUGCAGGAACAGCUCUGAGGAAGUUCACAGAACCUGAAGCGCCAAUUGAAUCUUCCUUGUAUACGUCCACUAAUGCAACACCCGAGCCACUUGUUUUUAAUGAGAAAACCCCAUCUCAGUUCUCAUUCUCUUCACCAUCUGCAUCACAACGCAUUGAUCCACUUGAAAACUUUUCUCCAACGCCCUCUCCUCCCAGCUCAACUAAGUUCCAAGCUAAUCAUAUGAGGUUUAGCAGUAGUUCAUCUAAAAAGGUAGAAGAAAACCCACCUGCACCUGUUAUAGGAACAGUAACAUCAUCGGCUGCUCCACACAAUGUCACUCCCUUUUCUACCGAAAGGCCUGAAACAUCAGCUUUUGAAGAUUCUUCACUUCUAAAUGGAACUCAACCAUGGGAUUUUUUUGGUCUUUUUCAUCCUAUGGACCAUCAGUUUUCUUUUCAAGAAGGAAAGGGAACGCAUCAAGAUACGGGAAUUGCCGAUGAUAUAACAAGGUUAAGGGAGGAGGAAGGGAUUCCUGAAUUGGAGGACGAUGAAGAGAAGGUUUCUUCUCGAGGAAGUGAGAUCUCUCAUGAUUCUGAAGAUGAAUUUGAUGAUGAGCCUGCCACAGAUACCCUCGUCCGAAAAUUUGAAAACUUUAAUAGAGUAAAUGACCAUGUUCAAGCCAAUGGAUUUCAUGGCACAGAUAAGCCUCGAGCAGGGGAUUCGGUUGUGAACGGGGAGAAGGAGAGCUUCGCCUCUCCUGAUGUAUCACCACUAAAGAUAGCAACUUCUGUAUCAGCGCUUCCAACUGAAGCCAAUAAGUCAGUUGAGAAAGAAAACCACUCUGAAAAUAAAGUUGCACCUAAGGACUUUUUUGCAAGCAUGAAAGAAAUUGAAUAUCUCUUUGUUAGAGCAUCUGAAUCUGGCAAAGAGGUUCCAAGAAUGCUUGAAGCAAAUAAGUUGCACUUUCGUCCAAUAUUUCCGGGCAAAGAAAAUGCUUCGAUGGGGUCCUCAUUUUUGAAGGCUUGUUUCUCAUGCGGGGAAGACCCAACUCAAGUUGCAGAAGAACCUGCUCAAAACUCGGUAAAGUACUUAACAUGGCAUAGGACAAUGUCAUCUCGAUCCAAUUCAUCCAGAAAUCCUUUGGGAGCAAACUCAAAAGAUGAUAUAGACAACCACACAAAUAAUCUCUUUGAUAAUUUCUGUAUGAUCUCUGGAAGCCAUGCAUCAACCUUGGAUAGAUUAUUUGCUUGGGAAAGAAAGCUCUAUGAUGAAGUCAAGGCUAGUGGGGUGAUCAGAAAGGAAUAUGACACCAAGUGUAACAUCUUGCAGCAUCUGGAAUCAAAAGGAGAAAAGACUUCUACGAUUGAUAAAACCCGUGCUGUAGUUAAGGAUCUGCAUUCAAGAAUCAGAGUUGCUAUUCUUAGGAUAGAUUCUAUAUCUAAGAGGAUCGAGGAAUUGCGGGACAAAGAACUUCAGCCACAACUUGAGGAGUUAAUUGAAGGGUUAAGUCGGAUGUGGGAAACUAUGUUUGAUUGCCACAAGCUCCAGUUUCAGAUUCUGUCAACAGCAUAUUACAACAAUCAUGCUAGAAUCACAUUGCAUUCCGAACCACAUAAACAAAUUGCUUCCUAUCUUGAAAGUGAACUCCAUUUUCUAGCAUCAAGUUUUACGAAGUGGGUUGGAGCUCAAAAAUCUUAUCUAGAAGCUAUAAAUGGAUGGCUGAACAAAUGUGUUUCUCUUCAACAAAAAACAGCCAAGAAAAAAAGAAGGCCUCAACCUCCACUCCUCAGAAUGUACGGUCCGCCAAUUUACGCGACCUGUGGUAUUUGGUUGGAUAAGCUUGGUGAAUUACCUACCCAAGAAGUUGUAGAUUCCAUCAGGAGUUUAGCUAGCGAAACUUCCCGAUUCUUACCGCGUCAAGAGAAGAGCCAUGCUAAAGUUACAAAACAUCCUCACGUAGCAUCAUCCUGGAACACAGACAUCGGCAACGGGUCAUCAGAUAAUCUAUUGGGAGACGACGCAUCGGAGGACUGGAUGUCGGGUUUUGAUCAGUUUCGAGCAAGCUUUAUAAGAUUUCUUGGUCAGUUAAAUAAUUUUUCCGGGUCUUCUGUCAAGAUGUACACGGAACUUAGACAAGCCAUUCAGCAUUCCAAGACUCAUUAUUAUCAUCAUAGAUCAAAUUCUCAGACUCAAGAUCAUCAUUCAAAGCCAGAAUCUCAAGUUGAAGAGUCUGAGAAUCAAAAUUCCAAACAGUAA